This is a messenger RNA of Cherax quadricarinatus, 4552 nucleotides long. RefSeq lists its product as uncharacterized. The record is from RefSeq and is a predicted model, not a curated record. Lineage: Eukaryota; Metazoa; Arthropoda; Malacostraca; Decapoda; Parastacidae.
UAUCAUGGUCAACACUGCAAGACUAUCAUGGUCAACACUGCAACACUAUCAUGCUCAACACUGCAAGACUAUCAUGCUCAACACUACAAACACUAUCAUGCUCAACACUACAACACUAUCAUGCUAAACACUACAACACUAUCAUGCUCAACACUACAACACUAUCAUGCUCAACACUACAAGACUAUCAUGCUCAACACUACAACACUAUCAUGCUCAACACUACAACACUAUCAUGCUCAACACUACAACACUAUCAUGCUCAACACUACAACACUAUCAUGCUCAACACUACAAGACUAUCAUGCUCAACACUACAACACUACAACACUAUAUAUCAUGCUCAACACUACAACACUAUCAUGCUCAACACUACAACACUACAACACUAUCAUGCUCAACAUUGACACUCUUGGUGUACACAAGUUUGCUAAGCAAAAACAAAGACACAACACGUGGCUUACAAACACAAAGUGGUCCUGCUGGCACCACACUAGGCAUGCCCUGGCCCAAGAGCUGUCGCUCACUAUUCUAAGACAACUGGAUGAGCUACAAGAACUUAAAUAUUAACAUUUAAAGCAGAUGGGAAGCUACAAGGACGCUAAUGAAAAUAAAUCACUGACUUUCUGGUGUUAUCAGGCAGGAUCGUCAGUGAAGUUAACAGGAACGUCCUAAUCCGUCAAGUGCGCUCACACAGGCAUUGCAAAGGAACCCGAUCUGUCAAAUGUAUUGCCAGUCAUUGACAAGGAAACCUAAUAUGUCAACCAUGUCGACAGAGGGAGGUACCUCAGGCUGUCAAGUAUGUUGACAGAGGCAUGACAAGAGCACCUAAGGCUGUCAAGUGUGAUAACUGGCAGAGGCAGUUACAUGGUAGAGACAUGCCUGGUGGUGUGACUGAGUGGAGUGAGGGAGGUUCGUAGCUUCACAGCGGAAGGACGCAGGACUCCGACGAACAGUCCACACUCCACUGUUGUGGUGACGGGUGUCGCCUUGGAAGGGAAGUGCUGUGAUGUGAGGCUGCGGUGUGCUCGCGUCAUCCACCAACAACCACCACCACAUGUCCUUGACAGAGCCAACCGUGGACAUUUCAAUGCGGGAUCGGACACUGCAGUGAACCAGAAUACAUUUCGGGCAAGCGACUCCGGACGCAGCGAUCAACUAAUGCGAAUAGUAUUCACCACUGAUAACAUGUGACUUGUGAUCAAACUAGCUUUUGUCAGGAGAAGCAGGAGUCCAAUCCUCAAGAAGAGGAUCGAAACUUCAUUUUAUAACCAAAAAAAAGUUUCUAAUGCGAUGGGACGGACUCGAUAUUGAACCCACGACAUACGUGCCGGGAAUAUAAAGCAUUUCUCUAAGGUGAUGGCGGCACAGAAAUAGUCUCGACGAAGCGCUGAUCUUGUAUUAAUGUAACUUUAAAAUGACCAGAUGUAAUCAAAGUGAAAGAACUUAAGAUUGAACACUGUGAAAGAAACUCCACGGGUGAACACACACAGUGUAAGAAACUUUGCGAGUGGGGGCAUACAUAGUGAGAGAUCUAGUGUAGUGACUGCUCGCAGGAAAAAUCAUCUAUUCAGUGACAAAGACAGGAGGAUACUAACUCAACGCCGGUAAAAACAUAAUAGGAGGCAUUGGGAAAAGAUGAGUCAAUUCUAAACAAAGGUUAGUUGCGACACAGGAAAAAUAGAGCCGAACAGGAGUGACGCAAAGUGUAGUGUGUCACAGGCUCCUGCAGCAGUGAUAUCACUGGACUAGAGGCUCCUGCAGCGGCACUCAUACUAAAGAUUCCUGCAGCAGUGGUACCCCUGGACUAGAGGCUCCUACAGCAGUGGUACCCAUGGACUAGAGGCUCCUGCAGCAGUGGCACCCCUGGACUAGAGGCUCCUGCAGCAGUGGUACCCCUGGACUAAAGGCUCCUGCAGCAAAGGUACCCCUGGACUAGAGACUCCUACAGCAGUGGUACUCUAGGCCUAUAAACUCCUUCGACAGUAGGACUGCAGGUACCUGCAGCAGUUAUCUCCCACUGAACACUACGCACGUGCAGCAGCAGUACUGAAGGAAGCCCAAUCAUGCACCGUCUGACCAACUGUAUGCUGCUGGUGGUUCUCCAGCUGGUGGGUGCAGACACACAGCUGGCUCGCAACUGCCGCGUGUACCAUCUGCAAGCCCCCCGUGAUCCAACUCACAUGACCCCACAGGUGGUUUUCAGUGGUCACCUGGAGGUCUCGGUGCUAGUGAAGGAGGCGGACAGCCUCCCCAAGGAGGUGCAAAUCCACCUUGAGUCCUCAACCUCAAACUGGAAAUCUAUGUACGUGUUAAUAAACAAGGAUAGUAAAGUGUCUGUGCACGUGAAUGACACUCUCGUGGACGGCAAUCUCAGUCUAGCCGCCCACACCUGCACGCCCACACAUCCACCUGCUCACGCCUGGAUCACCCUAGUCAUCACCUUACACCGUGGACGGCUUCUUAUCUACAGACCUGAGGAUCGCCUACGUGUGCUGACAGCCGAGGUGCCACAGACAGACGGAGCUAUCAACGCCUACGUCACAUCUUCUGUGAUCAAUCACGUGGCUUUCAACUGCGCCUCAGGUUGUCUUAUACACGAUGAAGCAUCACCCUUGAUGGGUCACAACUUGAAGCUCGAAUCUGAGAUGGUGUACGUGAGCCUCGAGGGAAGAGGAGAUGAUAAACCACCUAAGAUGCUCCUGGCUUCCUUCAACUCCAAGCAGGAGGAUGACACUCCAGAGAAGAACCUGGAGGUGGACUUCAGCGAUGCCAAGACUGACCACUGGUACAAGGUGUUGCUCCAAGCUCAGAAUAGUACUCGUGCAGCUGACAGUGAGGAAGUUGUUACCGUGAGAGGAGUGCCAGUGAAGAACGUAUCGUACACCGUCAGCAACGCCACUGGAGUGCUGUGGACCUACCAGUGUUACCCAAACAUGACUAGAGAGAGGUGGGUCGAGGCACGUGAGAUGACCACUACUGCACACACCCCCACUGACUCUAGCAAGGACCAGAGCGGCGGUGCUCAGGCUGGCCAGGUGAUAGCCUGGGUCUUCACGGGACUGGCACUCUUCCUAGUGAUGGUGUUGGCACUGGCACUCUGUGCCAAGAUGACCCCCCCACCAGCCCGGACACACUCGGAUUUCAGACCUUCUGUGGACAUUGUCAGCCAGCGUUACGGAGUGAGUUCCGUCAGUCACAGAGAGGCAGAAGAGGAGAGUGAACCUGGUUCUCCGGUCUUGACUGUCUCUAGAACCCUUCACCCAGACGACCACUACUCCACCAAGGUUCUCUGAAACCCUCCAUUACUACAAGAUGCCCAAAUAUCAACUCCAAAAAUCUCAAAAGAUCAUCAGAAUUAGUCAAGUGAAAGGGCAGCAUUUUUCAAUAUUUGUAAUUUUACGAGGGAAGCGUUAAACAAGUAGGGAUCACCCAGCGCCUGGGAAAUGAAGGUAAUGAGGUUCGAACCAAGGAAGAGGUGGGCGAGCUACUUCGCCAGCAUCAAGAGUCCUUCGCCAGCAUCAAGAGUCCUUCGCCAGCAUCAAGAGUCCUUCGCCAGCAUCAAGAGUCCUUCGCCAGCAUCAAGAGUCCUUCGCCAGCAUCAAGAGUCCUUCGCCAGCAUCAAGAGUCCUUCGCCAGCAUCAAGAGUCCUUCGCCAGCAUCAAGAGUCCUUCGCCAGCAUCAAGAGUCCUUCGCCAGCAUCAAGAGUCCUUCGCCAGCAUCAAGAGUCCUUCGCCAGCAUCAAGAGUCCUUCGCCAGCAUCAAGAGUCCUUCGCCAGCAUCAAGAGUCCUUCGCCAGCAUCAAGAGUCCUUCGCCAGCAUCAAGAGUCCUUCGCCAGCAUCAAGAGUCCUUCGCCAAUCAAGGAUAAUUUUUCUUAGAUUUUGCCGCCGAAGUGGCUAGUUUAUUAUGCAUAUAUUCAUCUUGUGGACGGUAGCGCAAGAACAUAAGAAAACGGCCUAGGAACUAGGCUCUAAAGUGUUAACAUACACAAUAAAAGCCUAGAAGCUAGACCCUAAAGUAUUAACAUAAACAUUGUGAUCUUGUUUUCAUUAUAAUCUUUUCAUGGUAAUCUUGGUCCUCUCCCUCUCGUUCCUCUCUCACAAUAAACAUAACGCUGAGUGUGCACCAGGGGCUUUGUGAAUCAAAAUAUACUGUUUGUCACUGAGAUUUACAACAUUCAUACAAGUUCCUCCCGGACAAAACUUUUCAAAUACCAUGAAUCACUUACUAUGUCGUAUUCACAAACCUGCCGGUAUAUUUUAACACUGGAUAUACACUUAACAGACGCUGCAUGACCCCUGCUGGUUUAGUACUUCCCUGUGACUAUAAAAUUCGUGUGUUCUCUGUGUUCAAACACAGUGGUGUUCAGUAUUAAUCCUACAUCACACAGUAUUCUGGUAAGUCUUCCAGUUUUAAGUUUAAGCUUUCAUUCUCUGUACAUAUUUCUGUAUAUAAAAAAUAUAAUAAAAAUAGUUUUUCUCAGCUUUGCUAUUUGUUUAUGUUUUAAAUGUCAAAGAUGAAAAUUGAUGAAUAAAAUUAUGUUAAUAUGUA